Messenger RNA from Camelina sativa (false flax), 1099 nucleotides. RefSeq names its product autophagy-related protein 101. Gene Ontology annotation, biological process: autophagosome assembly; autophagy. The record is from RefSeq and is a predicted model, not a curated record. Gene Ontology annotation, molecular function: protein kinase binding. Gene Ontology annotation, cellular component: phagophore assembly site; Atg1/ULK1 kinase complex. Lineage: Eukaryota; Viridiplantae; Streptophyta; Magnoliopsida; Brassicales; Brassicaceae.
AACAGUUUGUUGCCGAAAUCAAAUCGGCGAGGAAAAAAGGGGAUUCUUCUUCUCUCUCUCAGUUGGGUUGUUUCUUCCAAGUUUCAACCAAAACGAUCAGAUAGAAGAAAUCUUAGAGAAAUCGGAAGCUUCUCUCUCUCUCGUACUCUGAGUUUUGCUUCGGUGAACAUGAAUUGCGAAGUUUGUCAGCUUAAGGAACUGGAAGUGGAAUCCUUCGAGAUACGCGAAGUUUUGCGCUGCAUUCUACACACCAUUGUCUUUCAUCGUGCGCUUGGUCUUAUCCGCCCUAAAGAUAUUGAUUUGGAGCUUUUUGAGAUUACAUACGUGCAGUGCGGUGAAAUCGAAGUGGAGAAGAAAAUUGAUGAAAAGGUUGACCAAUUCAUUAGCUGGAUUGAGAAACACCCGAACAAGAAAAGUCAGAUAUGUCUAUCAUUUUAUGAAGUCAAAAGCAAACAGCCGUCUUGGUUCACCAACAAAAUCGAACGGUUGUACUGGGAACAAUGGUACAUCAAUCUUAAUGUGCUUCAGCCCACUAAGGCUCCUGUCGGCAAGUCCCACCAUUCUAAACUAGUUAUGGACCCUGGAGAGGCGUCUGAGGAGAGAAGUUCUCGUAGGACACUGCUUGAGCAAUCCCUUCAAGAAGUCUUAUUCCAAAUCAUAAAAUUCGUGAAUGAGAAGAAGGACCAUGUUCCUCCCAUUAACGAUGGUGUAAUCUACUGCCCUUUUGAGAUCACUAUCCCAAGCUCAUCGGACUCAGCAUUUGGGAUGGAUAUGUUCAAGAGGAUACUCCACAGUGGCCAUCCAUCCAUGCUCGGCUAAUUCCAUUUUCUACUCAAUUUAGAUAUUUAUUGUGAAUAAAUGAUGCGUUGUUUCCCAGACUUCCAAAGUAUCUGAGGCAAAACAAGACAUGUUUUCUCUGUCUUUUUGUAGUUUCGUUUAGAUGAUGAUGAUAAAAUAUACAGUAUAUAUAUCCUCCUUCUUGAACAUAUAUUUUCUCUGUUUUUUAUAAUCUUUAGGGAGAACAUUUUCAAAAGUAUUUUCAAGGUAUAUCUAUAGCUUUAUAGCAUUCUUUUAUUUCCACAAAGAUGUUCUCAGUUAA